AUGCCUCCACCUCCACAACCUAUUAACCUUGUCCAAAUCUCCGGCUGGAUAAAGGUCCACUCCAUAUUUCCAGAACUUCGCGCCCACAAUCCCACCAACAUCAACUCCAAAGAUUUUGUCUUGUCCAUUGAAGACGCACUUCUUCAACGUCUCAACCCUGAGUUGCAAAUUGCUUCCCGAAUCUGGAUCAAAGGGACCAUCGUUAGAUCUGAAUCUAAAUUCAUCCACGUUCGCGUCCAAGAUCUCAGUUACAGUGCCCCUCUCAAUUAA
Molecule: messenger RNA, 270 nt
Organism: Puccinia graminis f. sp. tritici CRL 75-36-700-3
Lineage: Eukaryota; Fungi; Basidiomycota; Pucciniomycetes; Pucciniales; Pucciniaceae
Exons: 3
Coding region: 1-270 (89 amino acids)
Source: RefSeq, a predicted model, not a curated record